Hyaloperonospora brassicae is the source of this 1764-nucleotide messenger RNA. The record is from the annotation of a GenBank genome assembly. NCBI's taxonomy places the organism in Eukaryota, Oomycota, Peronosporomycetes, Peronosporales, Peronosporaceae.
AUGGCAAGCGAAGACAUUGACCUGCUGCUGCAGGACGGUAUCCAGGCCGCGGCGACGACGGCUCGUUACCCGCAGAAUACGAGGAACGGAGACACUGACAGCCGAGCUGGGGAACACGACCGACGUCGCUCGUCCAGUCGUCGUUGCAGGUCGCACAGUCGCAGCCACUCGCGUCGUCGCCAUCGAGAGCGCUCUCGGUCUCGACCCAAAAGUCGCCGACGUGCACGUCGCUCUCGCUCGCCACAUCGCAGUCGCGGGAGUCCUCGACGAGACAGAGGACGCAGCCAUAGUCGCAGUAGAGAACGACCCUCGAAGAAAAGUCGUAGCCGGGAACGGCCGUCGCGAAAGAGUCGCAAGAGCAAGAGUCGAUCGCGCUCUGCGCCGCCAGUCGAGGUGCGCGAGCGCAGCACGUCGGCAGAACGGGCGGAACGGGCUAAGCAGCGUGAGCUCAUGGAGCUCACUCGUGACCAUCGUACCGUGUUUGUGGGCCAGCUGACGCAAAAGGUGCGCGAGAAGGAUCUCGAGCGGUUUUUCACCAAGAUUGGCAAAGUGGAGAGUGUGCUCUUGAUCCGCGACAAGUUUACCAAUCGCUCCAAGGGCUUUGCGUACGUAGAGCUGUCGAAUUUGGAAGAUGUCCCCAAAGUGCUGCUGCUGAACGGACAGGUGCCGGAUUUUCAGGUGUUUCCCAUUAUGAUCAAAGCCUCGGAAGCCGAGAAGAACUUUGCUGCGAAGAAGGACUCGGUGGUGAACGCCGCCACGGCAGCAAGCUCAACUCUACUUUCGGUUAAUGCUUCGGGUGCAGGUAUAGCUGGCGCGAUUGCUGGUGGCGGUGCCGCCGGGAUGUCGGCGUCGGCACUAUCUGCGGCAAGUCGCAUCUAUUGCGGCAACCUCCACACGAACAUUACAGAGGAUGACUUGCGGAUCGUGUUCCAGUCAUUUGGCGAAGUGUUGUCGGUGACUAUAAACCGCGACGAAAUGGGCCGCUCGAAGGGGUUUAGCUUUAUUCAGUUCAGUAGCCCACAGGAAGCUAACUUUGCAUUGUCCAAAGGGAACGGACUCGAGCUUGCAGGCAACUACUUGCAUCUCGGUCCCGUGAACGAAAAUGCGAUGGGUGGCGGGAAAAGAGGCGUAAACGGAGCAGGUGCAGGCGGUGCAGACACUGGUGGUGCAGGCGGGCGAUGGAAGCUAGAGGACGAUGAAGGCACGGGACUCAGCAUGAAUGCGCUGUCACGCUCGGCGUUGAUGGCCAAGCUCGCUGGCAAUGACGUGAAUCUGUUUCCCAUGGCGAUGGGAAGUAGCGUCCGAAGCGCUGCGAGCUAUUCCGUGUCUACCACUGACAUGACCAACAGCAUGGCUGCAAGUGCUGCACAGCGGGCGGAGCAAGCAGCGGCACUGAUGUCCUCGACGGAGAUUGAAGGAACCGAGUCGUUUUGUUUCGUGGUGAAGAAUAUGUUCGAUGUGUACCAGGAGCAGAAGAGCGGGAACUUGGACUGGUCCGUGGAGAUCCAGCAGGACGUGGAAGAAGAGUGUGGGCAAUACGGGCCGGUACUGCACACGUACGUUGAGAAGGAGAAGCAGGGCGGACUCGUGUACGUGCUAUUCGACAACGUGGCCAGCGCCAUAUCGGCCGCAAAGAAGCUGCACGGCCGCUGGUUCAACAAGCGUCAAAUCAGUGUAAGGUACUUGUCGUCGCAGGAGUAUGUCGGCAUGUUUCCCGAAGCCCGGUCUGCUGUACAGACUGCGCGUGCCAAGAGCUCCCAGUGA